AUAUUGUCGGCUCUAAAAAUACGUGACCGCUAAGCUAAGUCAUCUAAGUUAGGUUAUAUAAAUGGAGCCAAUAAGCCAAUUGAGCUAGUGUAAAAAUUUCAUUUUCGUUAAGCUGACGCAAUAAAGACCGUGAAGAAGUUGCCAAAUAGUCAUGGAAUUGAAUUAGCUUUGAGAUCAAAUGCGAUCUUCUAGAUUGUUCGAACCUUAUUCUUCAUUUCUGUGCUUUCAGUUAUUUCUUGUUUAACGCCAUCUGAAAACAGCUGGUACCUGCUUAAAACAAAAACUAAGUUUCUUUCAAAGUGUAAUUGCGGAGUUCACUAACUUCAAAAACUUUCAUAAAUCAAACAAAAGUAAACUAAAUUACAAAAUGCCCAGUAAAACCAGAGGAUGUGUAAUUGGGGCCGGACCUUCCGGAGUUACGACUCUCCGAGCAUUGCAAAGUCUCGAGGAUGCGAGCGGAAGCAUGGACUCGACCGGGUACGAAGUUGUCUGCUACGAGAGAUACGACUCCAUUGGCGGCAUCUGGAACUUCAAGGGUCGAGAAGGGAUCGAAAAAGACGGGAUUGAAGCCCACUCGGGAAUGUAUGAAAACUUGAGGACGAAUAACCCCAAAGAGGUCAUCGAGUUGCCCGAACUCAAGAUGCCCCAAGAUAAAGUCGAGGAUACGAAACCUUGCUACCCUGAGAGGUCCAACAUGCUGAAAUAUCUGCAAAGCUUUGCACUCAAAUUUCGACUCGAGAAAUACAUCAAAUUCAACACUUGGGUUCAAAAUGUAUCUUUUGACCAGACAACGAAAAAAUUCAGCGUCAAAGUUAAGGAUCUGGUGGCUCAACAGGAAGAAAUAGAGACGUUUGACUACGUAAUAGUGGCAACAGGGCACUUCAACUAUCCAAAUGACGCAACGUAUCCUGGCCAGGAGACUUUUAAAGGGAAGAUUAUUCACUCCAAACAGUUCAUUGACGGUUCUAGAUAUAAAGGAAAGAGAGUUCUGGUUGUGGGAUCCUCUUUUUCCGCCGAAGACAUAGCGAUGCACUCUUUGCGAGCAGGCGCCCAGUAUGUCACCAUAUCGUACAAAACCAAACCACAGCCGCUGAACUACCCAGGGGGCAUAGAUGUCAGGCCGCUUCUCGAAAACAUCGAUGGCAACACAGUUAGCUUCCAAGACGGAUCCAAGGAAGAAUAUGACGUCAUAAUCUAUUGCACUGGCUACGUUCACAACUUUCCUUUCAUGGAAGAUGAUCUCAAACUAAAGACUGGAAACAGGCUGGCUGUGCCACUGUACAAACAAGUAGUGUUCCCCGACAACCCAAAGCUGUUCUACAUUGGCAUGCAGAACCAGUUCUACACAUACCCGAUGUUCUGGCUCCAGGGACAUUUAUGUGCAAAAAUUAUCAAAGGUGAGCUCGACGUUCCUCUAAAGCCAGAAAUGCUGAAGGAAAUAGAACAGAAGCAGUUCGAAGAGAGUCAGCUCCGGAACUACUAUGAAGGCAUUGACUUCCAAACGGACCACGUGAAUGAACUGGCCAAAAUAACUGGACAGAUUAUAUGCGACAAGAGUAAAUUGAUGAAACAGUGGAUCAGAGACAGAAACGAGGACUUUCAGACAUUCCGAGAACAGACACAUUUCGACUCUACAUUCAACAUUCUGGAGAACUAAGAACCUCUUCAGAAAACCGAGCAACGGCUUGCUUGAAGUUUGAUUAUAACUUUCAAAAUUAAAUCAACCUAUGCUACAAACUUUAUAUUAUUUCUACACUAAAUGAGCCUCGGUAAUUGUGGCUUUUGCUAACAAGGUAAUUUUUGUUUUUAUAAAGGGCAAAAAAACUUGAAUGGAUUACAAUGAAGUACAGAGUUAUAGUUUUUUUGCCCUUUAGGGUUUUAAGUGCGAUUAGGAAGUAAAAAGUUGAUCUACACUAUAAAAAGUUGAUCUACACCCAUAAAAAAGUUGAUCUACACUAUCUAGCUUUAACAGAGAGUUAAGUCAUCCGUUUUUUAAUGCUGAAAAUUUUAUAUUUGAUUAAAUUGAAGUUUUCACGGA
Molecule: messenger RNA, 2038 nt
Organism: Symsagittifera roscoffensis
Lineage: Eukaryota; Metazoa; Xenacoelomorpha; Acoela; Convolutidae
Product: trimethylamine monooxygenase-like
Exons: 5
Coding region: 368-1657 (429 amino acids)
Molecular function (GO): flavin adenine dinucleotide binding; NADP binding; N,N-dimethylaniline monooxygenase activity
Source: RefSeq, a predicted model, not a curated record